Molecule: messenger RNA, 1272 nt
Organism: Oppiella nova
Lineage: Eukaryota; Metazoa; Arthropoda; Arachnida; Sarcoptiformes; Oppiidae
Source: the annotation of a GenBank genome assembly
ACCCAAAACAUUUGCACUGUUUUUGGACACAAUUUAAUGAAAUUAUUAUUUGAUUUACAAUUAAUUAAGUGAUUCAUUGACACCAAAGGGAAAGGGAUGUCGAAAGGGAGCCAACCGUUAGCGUUGAGUCGCGAGAGACGGACCAAUGCGGGCGCGAAGAUGUCUGAGUUGUUGGACAGGGAGGAAGUGGUCGACGACUUCUAUAAGACUACUUACGGCGGCUUUGAGGAGGAGGCCGAAGACAAUGACUACCAGUCGGAUGAGAGCGACUCCAACGAUGAGAUCGACUCCGACUUCAGUAUUGAUGAGAACGACGAGCCGUUGAGUGACGACAACGAAGAGGACGGGAAGAGACGGCGAACCAAAGCCAAGUCGGUCUAUAAGGAGCCGAAAGCCGCGGCACCUAAACGUGUGGCACCUGUCAAGACACCCACACCUAAGGCCGAGACGAGUGGUUCGAGCACUCGAAGCGGUGGCGCCCGUCGGUCCGCUCCUCCCACUGCCAGUCCGUUGUCGUCGCCAACGAAGUCGCGAAUAUCGCCGAAGAAGUGGUUCCGGGAGUCGACCCGAAAGAACGCGAGAGAGACGGAGCACAGGCUUCGUGUGGCGCGUAAGGAGUCGGAGAAGAGACGGCUGUCCGGCAGGAAUGUUGUGCCGCAAUACACACCACUCACUCAACACGAGAUGCUCAGGGAGUGCAAGAAGACUGAGGCCCUGAACCUCAAGUCACUCGAGAGGUAUCGGAAGUUGGAGUUAGAGAAGUCCAAGAAGAUUAAGUUGGUUAAGGAGGCGCCCAAAGGGCCGUACGUCAGGUACCAGUCGGUCGCUAUGCCUCUCAUCCAAGAGCUACCCGAACCCACAGCACAGGAGGCGCCCACUAAUGGACACACGAAUGGUGUCGAGCAAACUGUUGACGAGAAGCCGUCGUUGGCGCCGCCGAUGGAGUCGUCGUCCAAGUGUUCGCGAACUUUCAUCUCAUUCACGGACGAGAAGACAUACAAAGAGCACUUCCCUGAGCGCCGACAGCCGCAGCCCAAGCAGAAGUUGUUCUGUCCGAUCAGUCACCUCCCGGGGCGUUACUUCGAUCCGGUCACUCUGUUGCCCUACUCGUCGGCCGCCACCUUCCGGGCCAUUCGUGAGGCCUAUUACAAGCAGUUGGAACAGUUGGGCGAUCAGAGACAGCCAGAAGUGGCCAAAUGGGUUCAGUGGCGCAAACGGACGGCCGCUCACAGGCCUAACAUUCAGCCCAGAAUUAUAAGAAUUAUUAAAUGA